Molecule: messenger RNA, 1246 nt
Organism: Eutrema salsugineum
Lineage: Eukaryota; Viridiplantae; Streptophyta; Magnoliopsida; Brassicales; Brassicaceae
Product: prolyl 4-hydroxylase 2
Exons: 7
Coding region: 165-1070 (301 amino acids)
Biological process (GO): peptidyl-proline hydroxylation to 4-hydroxy-L-proline
Cellular component (GO): endoplasmic reticulum
Molecular function (GO): iron ion binding; L-ascorbic acid binding; procollagen-proline 4-dioxygenase activity
Source: RefSeq, a predicted model, not a curated record
CGCAUGUCGUCGCCAUCUCGUUAGGUAGAGCCAUCAGCUCUUCAUGACCGUUGACAUUUUCCAGAGAAGAGAAGUAAAAAUUUCCCUCUUUAUUUUCUCGGGAGAAAAGUUAAUUAUCCCCAGCUCUUGAUCUCUCCACGUUUUCCUGGAUCCAAGCGAGUGCGAUGCUGAUGUCAAUGUCUCGCCGGGGAUUGUUGUUGUUCGUCGCCGUCUUCCUCGUCUCUCUUCGGUCUUCCACUUCCCUGAUUAGUUCUCCCAGUUCUAUCAUCAACCCUUCUAAAGUCAAACAGGUUUCUUCAAAACCCAGGGCAUUUGUGUAUGAAGGUUUUCUGACGGACCUGGAGUGUGAUCAUCUGAUCUCCCUUGCGAAAGAGAAUCUGCAGAGAUCUGCGGUUGCUGAUAACGAUAAUGGCGAGAGUCAAGUCAGUGACGUUCGGACCAGCUCCGGCACGUUUAUCUCCAAAGGAAAGGAUCCUAUUGUUUCCGGUAUAGAGGACAAACUCUCCACAUGGACAUUCCUCCCCAAAGAAAACGGGGAAGAUCUUCAGGUAUUGAGAUAUGAGUCCGGUCAGAAAUAUGACGCUCACUUUGACUACUUUCACGACAAAGUCAACAUCGCCCGUGGUGGACACCGCAUAGCAACGGUUCUCAUGUAUCUAUCCAAUGUUACAAAGGGUGGAGAAACUGUUUUCCCUGAUGCAUUGGAAUAUUCUCGCCGCAAGCUUUCUGAGAACAAAGACGACCUUUCUGAUUGUGCAAAGAAAGGGAUUGCUGUGAAACCGAAGAAAGGAGAUGCACUCUUGUUCUUCAACCUCCACCAAGACGCAAUCCCAGAUCCCUUGAGCCUUCACGGAGGUUGUCCUGUGAUCGAAGGAGAGAAAUGGUCAGCAACUAAGUGGAUCCACGUGGACUCAUUCGACAAGAUAUUGACACAUGACGGUAACUGUACGGAUAUAAACGAGAGCUGUGAAAGAUGGGCAGUGCUUGGGGAAUGCGCAAAGAACCCAGAGUAUAUGGUGGGAACUCCAGAGCUCCCUGGAAACUGCAGGCGUAGCUGUAAAGCUUGUUGAAGAGUUAAAAUUAUAUUUUCUCUGUACCAUUAAGUACCUUUUUUUUUUUUUUUAACCUUGAAUGAGUUUCUUUUUCUCGUUUUUCCUGUUUCUGUUGAAUUGUUGUUUGUUGAAGAACGUCUCUUGUUCUUGAAUCAGUUAGAUUGCUCGUAUCAAUGGACUCUCUAUUUCAAUUA